GCCGGACUCCUGAGCCUCAUGCACAUGUUGCACCACCACGGCGGGACAGCCACCCUACUUCGCAAGUUCCCCCACGCCACGCCACGUCAAGUCCAUAUGCUCCACCUGCCAUGAAUGGGAGCGCACACAUGACUUACCAGCCAUCGUACGGUUCACCUGUUAACCACGGCGGCGCGCAUGGCGCCGGCGGUCCGUUCGGUGGAGGGGCGCAUGCUGGAGGUGAUCAUCCCCAGGAAGGGCUUCCUCAGGUGAAUGACACUUACGCACCUUCUGCUUACACCGGCCUUCCUCAGGAAGCGAGCCCGUCGAUGGUCCCUUCAGCACCCGCGCACGACAUCCAUGCUGCGGGAUAUGGAAGUCCAGUGUCUACCAGUUCGAAUGGGCCUGCUGAACGGGUCGCUUCGCCUUUGCGUAACGCAGUCCCUGAGGUAGAGGAGGUCGAAGUUUACCAGUCCGCGCGAGAGUUCGCUGCGCCAAUUCCUGCUAUGUCAUCCUCUCCGCCGACCUCUGCGGGCUUACGUCCUGUUGCUGAGUCUGCUUGGCCAAAUGAAGCGGUUUACCAACCUCAGCUGAGCUCCUCUCCCGAACGAACGAGAUCCCCGCCACAAACUGUUCCUCCCUCAAUCAGCCAGGCCCCGGCUACAGCGUAUGAUCCAUAUGCGCCAAAGUCGAGUACGUCUGACAGGGCCAAGUCACCAGGAGCGUCUUCCGUGCAUUCGGUUCAGAAGGCGUAUGAGCCUCCCAGACGCGAUUCCGCCACGAAGGCCUCCCCGAUUAGCCGACCGCUUUCCAGCCAGUCACGUAGAUCGACAUUGUCGAACGCUUACGAGCCCCAGACAGCGUACGACCUCAAACGAGCCAUUUCUCCCGCUGGUUCAGUGCGCUCCGUGACCGCCCCCAAGCAAGGCGCGUAUGACCCGUAUGCGCCGGCAGAUAAGCCUGCUGCUGCUCACGGGCGACAGACCUCCAACGGUUCAAUGUACUCGACGACGUCGGCUACGGACCCAUAUGCGCCUGCACGAUACCCUACCCGGCAGUCCAGUGAGCACACGUAUGGCAGCUUUGUGCUGCCGUCGCAGCCUUCUUCGUUGUCGGCGAACGGUGCACCUCCUACCGCGACCUACGACCGCACUGGAGGGCAAGUCGUCACGCUGGCCCCGCAGACGCACUCGCACUACGCGCCUUCUCCGUCGCUGCUGGGUACGAAUGACCCGCUUGGGCGGACGUCUGCUCGCGUUCCUGUGAUCAGCUUCGGGUUUGGUGGCAAGCUAGUGACAUGCUUCCAUGGCGCGAACAUGAACACUGGCUUCGACGUCGCGCUUUCAUCACGGCAGUCUACGGAUAUCAAGAUCCACCUCAUACACAAGGUCAUUUCUGAGUCUGUCCUCGACACGUCUGCUGCCUCAUAUCCUGGCCCUCUCUACUCCGAUCCUGGUUCUCCAACCGCCAGUCUUGUUCGUACGGGUGCACAGGCGCUCAAGGCGAAGAAGGCUCGCGUGAUCAAGUACCUCGAGGACAGGGCAGAGGAGAUCAAUGGUGGACUUGGGUACCAUAAGCCAGGGUCCGUAGAUAGGAGCCGCGCUGAGGCGAAGCGGAUACUGGUCCUCUUGCUGAAGGCCAUGGUCGAGAACGAUGGUCGGUUAAGCGGAAAUGCACAAGUCGACGCCGUAGUUCGCGCUGCUCUGGUACCACAGGAAGGAGUCUCGUCUACAUCUGAGGGCUCGCUCGGUUCAGGGUUAAUCCCGGCGACUUCGACCGAGCACUUGUCCGGCUUCUCCUUGGCUUCAGCACUUCCGAACGCCUCAGAUCACGUCGUAACGACGACCUCAGUACGUGCCUCGCAGCUCGAUAAGAUCUCCGAUCUGCUCGCUCGGGGCGAUCGUCGUGGGGCUUGCCAUUAUGCCGCGGAUGAGAAACUGUGGUCGCACGCUUUGCUGAUCGCGAGCAGUGUUGACAAGGAAUGCUGGAAGGAGGUCGUCACGGAGUGGAUUCGUGCCGAGCUAGUGGCCGAUCCAGCUCAGCCUCAAGAUGGCAAGCACGGUAGAGAGCCUCUCAGGGUUGCGUACAGCUUGUUCGGCGGCAAUGGCGCAGCUGCAGUGCAAGAAUUAGUUCAUCCGAGCUCGCUUCUGCAGCACGGUCAGACCAACACGCUGCAAAUACCCCAGCCCCAGCUGAACAUCACUCCAAUGACGCCCAACUUCCCAACCGCGGUAACCCUGAACAUCUCACAAGAAGUGUUGGCCUCAUGGGCGAAGACGGCGGCGAUGAUUCUGUCGUACCCCUUGACACCAGAAUCAUCCCAAGCUUUGACUGCUUUGGGCGACCAGUUGGUAGUACACCAGUGGAUCGAAGCUGCUCACGCAUGCUAUCUGCUCUCCCCCCAAACGUCUCCUAUCGGUGGCGGCUCGAGGCUGACGCUGCUUGGCAGCCCGCCUCCCUCGCUCUCGCCGACAUUCUACAAGGAUCCAGAUCCUAUCAUCUUCUCAGAGAUCCUGGAAUUCGCGACGUCGCUUGCUACACCUGCAAAGGGUCAGGAGCCGUUCAAUGGUCUGCCGCACUUACAGCCAUACCGUCUCAUCCGUGCGGCGUCUCUGGCUGAGAUUGGACACGUACAGCUCGCUAACCGGUACUGCGAGGCGAUCACGGCCUGCAUCAAUCGUGGCUCGCCUGUGCUGAACAUCACGUUUGUUGAGCAACUGAAGAUCCUUUCGGACCGUCUCAUCGCAGCACCGCAGUUGGACAAGUCCGGGUCAUGGAUAGGAGGCAAAAUGGCCAAACCUAGUCUGGACAGCAUCGGGAAUUGGUUGGAGGGCCGCUUCACCAAAUUCAUCGCCGGUGAAACCGACUCACCUCGGCCAGAAGAAGCGAAGAGCCUGGAGCAGCAGCAAAAAUCGUACAGCGGACCAUUUGCAAACUACAGCUCGAUUUCCUCUGCUACGACAUCCGCCUACCCAUCACCCCAUCAGUCCGUCACCGAUUUGUCGGAUGUGCCGCCUGUGCCAGCGCCUCCCUUCCGCACAGGGUCGGCCAUGGGGCUCAACCGUCCGCCGUCUAGGACCACAUAUCCGAUCAAUAGGUCAUCGUCCGCUAUGGACUAUGUACGUCCUUUCCAGCAGCAGCGUGGAGGAUCCCCGAUUGCUCGAGUUGCGUCCGCGAGUGCUGCCACUUUUGCUGAUGCUACGUUCAACGGACAGGCACGGGGUCCUUACGGCUAUAGCAAUGGAUACAGUCCUGCCAGCGGCUUUGAUCAGCCUAAAGACAGCGAUUCCCAUGGUGACGUGUCCUCGACGAAUCACUCAAAACCUCCCAGCGCGAGCUCGUGGUGGGGCGCAUCUGAGCCGGACGCGACCACGCCCACUGCAUCGUCAUUCGGGCCCUCGUCCUCUUCGACCUCGAACUCUGAGUUCAUUUCGUUGAUGGACGACCCGAUGUUGUCCAUGACACCGACAGCAGCCAAAAUGACGGGAAGCUCAGCCCCUCGUCACAGCUUCGGGGACGAUGACGAUGACCUUGGUCUUGGCAACGCGUCGUCUAGAAAGAAGCCGAAGUCGUCCGAGAACGGCGACGCUGCUCAUGGCGCCGUGUCUUCCAAGGAAGAAGAGAAAACUAAGGCGGCUGAAUCGCAAAAACCAGCCGAAGUCAAGCAGAGUGCAUCCAGUGGCUGGCUCAGUCGGUUGUGGAAGCGCGACAGCUCAUCUCCUGCUCCUGUCAAGGCCAACCUUGGGGAGCAGUCAUCGUUCUACUUCGAUAAGGAGCUCGGCAAGUGGGUCAACAAGAAUUCCAACGCGACCGAGUCAAAACCCACGCCCCCGCCGCCUCCUCCGCGUGCACAGACCGCGUCGCCAGGCAGGUCAUUCGGUGCAGGGCCCCCACCACCGUCGCCUCUCACGGCUGGACCUCCCCCCGCUCGGCCCGCAACCGCUGGGGCUAUCGACCUGUCCUCCGAGCCUCCUCGGAGACCGCCUACGCGUAUCCGGUCCAACCUCGUGCCCAACGAUGCUGCCGAUCAACCCUCAGCACCCCCUUCACCCAUGCCUACGCCGGGUACUCCUCCGCCAGGAAAUGGGCCACCCGCGGGCAGGGCAAGAGGCGGCGCUGCGAAGCGGGCCGUGCGCAAUCGGUAUGUCGACGUCUUCCAGCAGGAAGGUGCGGCCUAGAUGUAUCCUCCCGUCCCAUACAUAUCAUACAUGCCAUUUUGUGCUCGCGAUGCCCCCCUGCAACUUAUUCGUAUAGUCUUUCUUGGUCUUCGUUUGUAUCGAUAUCUUGACAUUGGUUCGGACUGGCAGCUCUGAUGUGAUGGUGAUUGCUCCGGCACACGCAUUCGUCCUCACGCAUCAUCAUGCAGUAGUAGAUAGUAGAUAUUCGGAAC
Molecule: messenger RNA, 4369 nt
Organism: Dichomitus squalens LYAD-421 SS1
Lineage: Eukaryota; Fungi; Basidiomycota; Agaricomycetes; Polyporales; Polyporaceae
Exons: 7
Coding region: 111-4157 (1348 amino acids)
Biological process (GO): autophagy; Golgi organization; COPII vesicle coat assembly
Cellular component (GO): endoplasmic reticulum exit site; ER to Golgi transport vesicle membrane
Source: RefSeq, a predicted model, not a curated record